Messenger RNA from Salvia splendens (bonfire salvia), 1202 nucleotides. RefSeq names its product glucan endo-1,3-beta-glucosidase. Gene Ontology annotation, biological process: carbohydrate metabolic process. The coding region runs from base 57 to 1079 and encodes 340 amino acids. The transcript has 2 exons. Gene Ontology annotation, molecular function: hydrolase activity, hydrolyzing O-glycosyl compounds. The record is from RefSeq and is a predicted model, not a curated record. Lineage: Eukaryota; Viridiplantae; Streptophyta; Magnoliopsida; Lamiales; Lamiaceae.
CAUUACUCAACUCAAAUACCAGGUUUCUUAGUUUCUUGAAUUAGCUACACUCAAUAAUGUCUCGAAUAUUUAUUUGUUUGUUCGUCUUGAUUGGAGCUAUGUCUGCCGUGAUGUGUCAGCUCCCAGGUCACGUCGGAGUAUGCAACGGGCGACUCGGCAACAACCUACCGUCGGAGCGGGACGUCGUGGAGCUCUACAAGGCCAACGGAAUCAAGAGAAUGCGAAUCUACGACCCCAACUCGAACACCCUAGCCGCCCUCCGCGGCUCCGACAUCGAGCUCAUCCUCGACGUCCCCAACAUCGACCUCCCCUCCCUCCAAUCGGACGCCACCCAAUGGGUCGAAACCAACGUCCGCCCCUACUUUCCGGCCACCAAAAUCCGCUACAUCGCCGUGGGCAACGAAAUCGACCCCGACAAACCCGAAACCCGAGAAUUCGUCCCUCAACUCCUCCGCGCCAUGGAGAACAUCCACAGAGCCCUCACAAAAUUCCAACUAGAAAACCAAAUCAAGGUCUCGACGGCGACAUAUUCCGCCGUGUUGCAAGACACAUCCCCUCCAUCGAGAUCCUCCUUCAAGGAAAGCGGCUUCAUGCCUCCGGUGGUGAAGUUCCUGGCGUCGAUCGGAUCUCCGCUUCUAGUGAAUAUAUACCCUUACUUCGCCCGCGUCGGAGACCCCUCCAGAGUGAAGCUCGAAUACGCUUUGUUUACUUCUCAAGGAGUUGAGGUUUUCGAUAAUGGCUUCGAGUAUCGGAAUCUCUUUGAUGCGAUGGUUGACGGCGUUUACUACGCGAUCGACAAGGCCGGGGGACAAGGCGUCGGGGUGGUGGUGUCGGAGAGUGGGUGGCCGUCGGGGGGCGGAGGAAAUGAGGAGACGGUGGCGAAUGCCGAGACGUACUACCAGAAUUUGAUCAGACACGUCGGCGGCGGGACGCCGAAGAAGGGGGGGGCGUUGGAGACUUACUUGUUUGCGAUGUUUGAUGAGAAUGAGAAGCCGGGAAAAACAACAGAGCGCCAUUUUGGCCUUUUUAAUCCUAAUAAGACUCCUAAAUAUAAUAAGCUAGGAUUAAGGAGUGGUUAAUUAAGCUGUGUUUCGUUGAUGAGUUAAUUAAAGUGAGAAUUGUCUCUUAGAUGAGAAAUAAGAGAUUGAUGUAUGUUAUUGAUUGUUGCCAAAAUAAUGGACAAGAUUAUAAAGUUGUUCCAA